AUGCUCUAUCAAUGUGAGUCGACGCUCUAUCUAUGCGAGUCGACGCUCUAUCUAUGCGAGUCGACGCUCUAUCUAUGUGAGUCGACGCUCUAUCUGUGUGAGUCAACGCUCUAUCUGUGUGAGUCGACGCUCUAUCUAUGUGAGUCGACGCUCUAUCUAUGUGAUUCGAUGCUCUAUCUGUGUGAGUCGACGCUCUAUCUAUGUGAUUCGACGCUCUAUCUAUGUGGCUCGACGCUCUAUCUAUGUGAGUCGACGCUCUAUCUAUGUGAGUCGACGCUCUAUCUAUUCGACGCUCUAUCUGUGAGUGGACGAACGCUCUUUCUUUGUGAGUCGACGCUCUAUCUAUGUGAGUCGACGCUGUACCUAUGUGAGUCGACGCUCUAUCUAUGUGAGUCGACGCUCUAUCUAUGUGAGUCGACGCUCUAUCUAUGUGAGUCAACGCUCUAUCUAUAUGAGUCGACGCUCUACCUAUGUGAGUCGAUGCUCUAUCUAUGUGAGUCGACGCUCUAUCUAUGUGAGUCGACGCUCUACCUAUGUGAGUCGACGCUCUAUUUAUGUGAGUCGACGCUCUAUCUAUGCGAGUCGAUGCUCUAUCUACGUGAGUCGACGCCCUAUCUAUUCGACGCUCUAUCUGUGAGUGGACGAACGCUCUUUCUUUGUGAGUCGACGCUCUAUCUAUGUGAGUCGACGCUGUACCUAUGUGAGUCGACGCUCUAUCUAUGUGAGUCGACGCUCUAUCUAUGUGAGUCGACGCUCUAUCUAUAUGAGUCGACGCUCUACCUAUGUGAGUCGAUGCUCUAUCUAUGUGAGUCGACGCUCUAUCUAUGUGAGCCGACGCUCUAUCUAUGCGAGUCGGUGCUCUAUCUAUGUGAGUCGACGCUCUACCUUUGUGAGUCGACGCUCUAUCUAUGUGAGUCGACGCUCUAUCUAUGUGAGUCGACGCUCUAUCUAUGCGAGUCGACGCUCUAUCUAUGUGAGUCGACGCCCUAUCUAUGUGAGUCGAUGCUCUAUCUCUGCGGGUCGACGCUCUAUCUCUGCGGGUCGACGCUCUAUCUCUGUGAGUCGACGCUCUUUCUUUGUGAGUCGACGCUCUAUCUGUGA
Molecule: messenger RNA, 1101 nt
Organism: Closterium sp. Naga37s-1
Lineage: Eukaryota; Viridiplantae; Streptophyta; Zygnematophyceae; Desmidiales; Closteriaceae
Source: the annotation of a GenBank genome assembly